Messenger RNA from Uloborus diversus, 711 nucleotides. RefSeq lists its product as uncharacterized. The coding region runs from base 1 to 711 and encodes 236 amino acids. The record is from RefSeq and is a predicted model, not a curated record. Lineage: Eukaryota; Metazoa; Arthropoda; Arachnida; Araneae; Uloboridae. The transcript has a single exon.
AUGACGGCAUUGGAGGGACGAGAUGCGGGGGAUGAAGUUAGAGAAGGAGUCGGUAAAGCUGCAGGCGGUGCUGGUACGUACUUCACACCUUCACACUCCAGAGUCCGCCGUUUCUACGCUGUCGGUGGAGGUCCUGGUGGUUAUGAAGGUUAUGGCGGUGAGGGACCUGGUGGUCCUGGUGGUUACUUUGGCGGUGGAGGCCCUGGGUGGUAUGGAGGCUACGGCAGUGGAGGCCCUGGUGGUUAUGAAGGUUAUGGCGGUGAGGGACCUGGUGGUCCUGGUGGUUACGUUGACGGUGGAGGCCCUGGGUGGUAUGGAGGCUACGGCAAUGGAGGCCCUGGUGGUCCUGGCAGUUAUGAUGGCGGCAAUGGUGCUUGUGGUUAUGGAGGCUAUGAUGCUGAAGUCGCUAAUGCUGGUGGCGCUGGAACACCUGGUGGCAGUGGCCCAAGGACCGUAACAAACGUCAUAAGUGGUGGUUAUGGAGGCUAUGGUGCUGACGCCGGUGGUGCUGGUGGUGCUGGUGGCGCUGGAAAUCCUGGUGGUGCUGGUGGAAGUGGAGGUUCUGCUGGCGGCAGAACCGUAACAAGCGUCAUAAGUGGCGGUUAUGGAGGCUAUAGUGCUGGUGACGCUUUCGGUUAUCCUGGCGCUUUCGCUGUAGGUUACCAAUUCAGGAGGCCUAUGCCCGGCAAUCCUUGGUUUCCUCAACGCUAA